UUUUCAGCUCUAAAUUCAUAAACCACAGUUCAAAAUGGAAAAAACAAAGUGAUGAAAUUAGCCAAUCUUUUCCUACAACACUAUAUGAAGCCGCACUUAAGGGAGAUAAAACUUCCUUGGGUGAAUUACUAAAAACCGAUGAAUUUAUUCUUGAUCGAUGCAUCAUCGAAAAAUCAUGUGUCGUUAUGCAAUCUCCGUUACAUGUAGCUGUUAAAAAGGGGCACUUAGAUUUCGUUAAAGAAAUUCUAAGGCUAAAUCCGGAACUAGCGGAGGUGGUUGAUCAAUUAAAAAGAUCAACACCACUACACAUUGCGGCCACUCUAACGAAACGGCCGUUAGGAAUUGUCCGCAGCUUGCUUAGCGCGGCACCAAACAUGUGUUUCGUGCACGAUCAAGAUGGAAUGACGCCCCUUCAUGUCGCGGCUGUUAAUGGGAACAUCAAAGUGCUUAAGGUGUUUCUCCGGAUGAAGCGUCAGGCUGCUUUGGAACGAACUACGAGAGGUGAAACUAUCUUACAUUUGUGUGUGAAAAAUUGUCAACUAGAGACUCUAAAAGAAUUGGUUGAAAUUACGUACGAUCUCGAGUUACUUAACUCCGAGGAUAGUGAUGGUAAUACUGUCUUGCACCUUGCCGUGGCUUACAAAGAAACCGAGAUGGUAAAAUUUCUACUAGAAAAAGGUGACAAGAUACAUAAAAAUGCUGUAAACAAAAAAGGGCAGACAAUUAAGGAUAUUUUAGAGCAAACUAUAAGUUGUAGCAAGAAACCUAUUAAGGAUAAAGACGGGAAAAUAAAAAAAGAAGUUGAUGAAGAUAACUUAGAAGAAGCUGAAGAGGAAAAACAAAGAGAAGUUGAAGAGGAAAGAUUAAGACAAGCUGAUAUAAUGCUCAAGAAUUUAUUCAUAGAAAAACAUGUAUCACGAGCUAAACAAGUGCUGAAACGUAGCAAAGACGAAAAAUGGUUGGAGGAGCAAAACACAGCUCUAAUGGUGGUUGCAUCUUGUAUUGCAACCUUAUCGUUUCAAGUUGGAAUGAAUCCUCCUGGAGGCGUAUGGCAAGAUAAUGAUGGUCAUGAGGCAGGCACUUCCAUAAUGUCGUAUGAUAAACAUGGAGAUUUCUAUAGCAUUAUACAAGUUAGCAACACGAUUGGACUCAUAUCUUCUCUAAGUGUCAUUCUUCUCCUUAUUAGCGGCCUUCCUUGCAAGAAAUAUUUUGUGUUCAUUUUGAGGGUUACUUUGUGGAUUGCUGUAACUGCGAGUGCAGCAACUUACUUCUACACGAUAGGGUAUCUCACAAAUGAGAUUCUUGAAAAGGCGGUGUUAGUAGAAGAAGCUUUGGAAUAUUCUGUUGAGAUUUGGCUAUGGUUGAUGUUGAUUAUACUCGUAGGACAUGGUUUGCGCUUCAUAUGGAAGGUAAUUGGUCAUAACAGGAGGUCGCAUAUUAAACAUGUUUUGGGAAAGGAUACAUAUUGUCCUAAUGUUUAGAAUAUUCGAUUGCUUAAUUUAAUAACUACAAUACUAUGUUUAUAGGAUAUGAAUGAUUUUGGCACACCCAUACAUUGUGAGGGUAUGGUACAACUAGUUUUCUAUGCUCUUACAUGAAGGUGUGCUGCAUCAAUUAAAGGUGUGUCAAAAUUAGUUUCUUAUUUAACGUUUUUUAUGCAUACAAUCUUGUCAAAUAAGCAUGCUUAUUUCUUUCCCAUGAGAAAUAAAAUGAAGCUUUAAUUUCUCUUAAUAUAUCACUUAUAGUAGUUAUAGUAGUUAUCACGCGGCAUCUACUAUGUACGUGUGUAUUUCCUAAAAAGAUAUGUAUUCAUCUUAUUGUUGAAACCUCUUUCACAUUAUUAU
This is a messenger RNA of Chenopodium quinoa (quinoa), 1844 nucleotides long. RefSeq names its product ankyrin repeat-containing protein ITN1-like. The transcript is spliced from 2 exons. Lineage: Eukaryota; Viridiplantae; Streptophyta; Magnoliopsida; Caryophyllales; Amaranthaceae. Bases 186 to 1481 code for a protein of 431 amino acids. Gene Ontology annotation, cellular component: plasma membrane. The record is from RefSeq and is a predicted model, not a curated record. Gene Ontology annotation, molecular function: protein phosphatase regulator activity; protein phosphatase 1 binding.